Molecule: messenger RNA, 10445 nt
Organism: Dunckerocampus dactyliophorus (ringed pipefish)
Lineage: Eukaryota; Metazoa; Chordata; Actinopteri; Syngnathiformes; Syngnathidae
Gene: lmtk3
Product: lemur tyrosine kinase 3
Exons: 16
Coding region: 229-7698 (2489 amino acids)
Biological process (GO): protein phosphorylation
Molecular function (GO): protein kinase activity; ATP binding
Source: RefSeq, a predicted model, not a curated record
GUGACGCUGGUUGGAUGUUUCUCGCUGAGCAGUCAUGUAUGAGCAGCCUGAGGAUGCACAAUAGCGCGUCUCGACCACCGUGCUUAAUUGCGGAUUAGAGGAGGAGGAGGCGCGCAACGAGGAAGGCUCUUUUAUUCCAGCAAAAGAAGAGGGCGAGGAAAGAAGGACGGAGACGGCGGGGAGGACCGUAGAGAGGAGGACACCGAUGCUGUUGUUGUUGUUGCGACGAUGCGGCCACACUGCUGGGUGAUGGUGGCUCUGGCAGGGGUCAUGUCGUACAUCAGCCCGGACAGAGCGCUCGGAGCCCCGCAGAGGGAAGUUUCUCAGAGCAGGACCGCCUCCCUGUCUCCACCGCCGUACGUCGUCAUCCUCAUCUCGUGCUCGGGGCUCGUCUCUUUCGUCCUGCUGCUCCUCACCUGCCUGUGCUGCAAGAAAGGGGGGGUGGGAUUUAAUGAGUUUGACAAUGCCGAUGGGGAGGAGUGUUCUGGAGGGUCCAGUCCAAUCCAGGAGGACAGCCUGUCGUCGUGCCCCUCCCUCCCUGAGGUCUACACCUUGCCCGUCAGAGAAAGGCACAACUGCGCCGCCCUACGGGAUGGAGGAGACUCCAAGUCUGCGUGCUUCAAAAGGCACACGUUGAACUACCUGCAGGAGAUUGGAAACGGCUGGUUUGGAAAAGUGAUCCUGGCUGAGGUGUUGUGCGACUGCAGCUCGUCGCAGGUGGUGGUGAAGGAGUUACGUGUCAGCGCCAGCCCGCUGGAGCAGAGGAAGUUCUUGGCUGAGUCAGAGCCCUACAGGAGUCUUAAACAUCCCAACAUCCUUCAGUGUUUGGGCCAGUGCAGUGAAAGCAUCCCUUUUCUCCUGGUGAUGGAGUUCUGUCAGCUGGGUGAUCUGAAGAGGUACCUGCGAGCCCAACGCAAGUCUGACGGAAUGACCCCCGACCUCCCGACGCGGGAUCUGUUGACGCUGCAGCGAAUGGCCUUUGAGAUCACAUCGGGCCUGCUGCACCUUCACGACAACAACUACAUCCACAGCGACCUGGCUUUAAGAAACUGCCUGCUGACCUCUGACCUCACUGUGAGAAUAGGCGACUACGGCCUCUCCCACAACCAAUAUAAGGAGGACUAUUACCUAACUCCAGACAAGUUAUGGAUUCCUCUGCGCUGGAUCGCUCCAGAACUCCUGGAAGAGUACCGAGGGGCGCUUAUUGUUACGGACCAAACCAAGACCAGCAAUGUGUGGUCCCUGGGAGUGGUCAUAUGGGAGCUGUUUGAGUUUGGCUCUCAGCCCCACAGACACCUGAGUGACGAAGAGGUCCUGACGUUUGUCAUCAGGGAGCGACAGAUCACGCUGGCCCAGCCCAGACUCAAACUCUCCCAUGCGGACUACUGGUAUGAGAUCAUGCAGUCCUGCUGGCUACCUCCAUCUCAGCGCCCGUCAGUAGCUGAGAUAUUCCUCCUCCUCUCCUCCCUCCUGGCUGCCGAGCGGGAAACGUCAAGGGGGAGUGAGGAUGAAGAGGAUGAGGAGUACGAAGAGGCCCGAGCGAGGAGGGGCGAGAUCGAUGAGUCGUUUGAGCGACGCUGGGACUUACUACGCCCGCCUGCCUUCCAGGCUGCGGCACACGAGCGACAAAGGGAGCGAGAGAACCGACACAGUUCCUACCCCUUGCUGGACCCAGUUGCCAACCGGGGCGCGCAUUCCUCGUCUGAACUGGAUGACAUCCUGACCGUGACGGAAACCAGCAAAGGCUUGAACUUUGAAUAUUUUUGGGAGAAGGCCCAUGCCAGACGAGGCUACAAACCUCUCCCUCCAGCUCAACCCAUUCCGACUGUGAACAACAACCACAGACAGUCCUUAGACACUCCCACUGUGGUCCCAGUGAUCAGCGCACGUAGCCCCUCCCUCGCCAGUGAGUACUACAUCCGAUUAGAGGAGCACACGCCCCAGGACAAGUCACCGACUCUUAAGGGGAAGACCCGGUCGUCUUGUAGGUCUGACUCCAUUUGCCCUGGAGACAUGGAGCUUGUAGAAAUCCGCAGUGGCAUGCUGGGAAAAGAGCGAGUACCCUAUUGUUCCUCCGACAAGUGCACAGGUGGAAAAGGCAUCCAGAUGGUGCGAUCAAGCGAGGUUAAACUCCAGGUGCCCAACACAGGCGUGGCCGAAUUCAGGGACACUUCGAGCAGAGUGACCGACUUCUCUGUGAUCAAUUUAGGGGAGGAUGACGAAGAGGAGAAGAACUCUGAUAAGAAACCAUCCGCGAGUUCUCAAGCUCCGGUCCUUCCUCCAAAACCUCGCUCCAUGUCUAUGUCCUCAGCCAACCACCUUCACUCACGCCCCCUACCAGCACCCCCUCUUGGAUACAGAGGACUUCCUCACUACAACAUGAGCGGUAAAAUCGAGACUGACCCCCUUCAGAUGAACAACUGCCCACCUUCUAGCUACGGUCACUUGGGGCUCCAUCGCUCUCGACAGACUUUACCUCCAUCUCCAUCCCUAUCCCCAUCUCUGCCCCCAUCCAGUCACCCCAUUUACCCCGCACCUCAAAUGUGUCCUCCACCUCUCCCUCCCCACACGAAACAAAGAACUUGUCCGAGCUACAACAGUGACUCUUACUCCAGAUACAGUAGUAGAUUCAAGAGAGACCCGCUAUCCUGUGACCUCGGCACCAGGCACACAACACACAACUCCAAGGACUCACGUGUGAAAGACUUUGACUCACCCGUUCGUAGAGAAAACCCCUUGCGUCCCAUUUAUCGCAAUAUACCUCGGCCACAGCCCCAGACUGACGGCCGGUCCUCGUCCAGUCCCACCUACUCAGACGAGGAUGAUUCCCCCUUCAUGUCGCCUGAGAAACAAAGCACUACUGUCACUCAUUCUAGCCUGUCCGAGGAUGCAGAACCGGUCGUUGCAGGGCUCUUUUCCAGGGGAAUGAAAAGAACACAGUCACGCCUCGACACCAUCCUGCCGGCCAUUUGGAAAGAAGAUGCAGAACUUCAGGCAUCACGUGUGGCUGCUGCCAAGAAAUCCCCCAUGCACCUGUUUCUAACAGAAAUAUCUACUGUGGCAGAGGCACACGAGGGCAUGUCCGACAUUUCAUGGGAGAAGGACCAGAAAGGAGAUGGAGAGAGAUCCAAAAACUUUGAGUUGCCUAACAAAGGGAUGCGGCGCUCCCAGUCUUUGAUCACAGAGCUGGGCUCAGCAGGACAGUCAUGGGGGACAGAGAACAGCACUGGGACAGAAAAGGACUUUACAGCCUGUGGUGAAUCAUUCCAGGGGGAUCUCUUUCUGACUGAGAUCGAUACGGACACAGAUCUGAAUGGAGGGUCGGGAAACGAUCCUGUGAAAUACCUUUACCCUGCAGGGUCAAGGUUGCAUCCGUACAUGUGUGAUCCAGACCUUCCUCCAUCCACCAAAGCAGAAGACCCUUAUUCCACAGGUAUCAGAAGGUCACACUCGCUCGUCUCAGAGAUCACCACAGGGAAGGCAGAGUGUGAACCACAAGAGACCGAGACGGAGCAACAGAGAACAGAAAUGACCAGGGAAGAGUUCCUGAAGGAGAUCCAAUCAGCAGAGACGUUUCUGACUGAAAUCAUAUCGAGACAAAACAUGUCAGCGAACAGGAAAGAAGGAGAAUCCUCUCCUACCGUUCUCUCACCCGAAUAUGAGUCCAUAUGCAUCGACCCAAGCACUGCUCAGACCAUCCAGUUUCAGUCAGAGAGUUCUAUACGCUCAUCCAGCAGAGGAAAAGAUGAGCCACAAACUGAAGCCAUCUAUGCCCAAGUGACCAAGCGUGCUAAAAAGAGUGAGAUCAAAGUUUCUACCAGACCCGAGAUUCCAAUCCUCCACAUAGGAUCAGCCAUUAAACAGGAGAACCAAGGAAGUGCGGACCAUUGCCGGUCUGGGGACUAUGUUUUUGCAGAAAUCAUGCCCAAAAAUGGCUUACUACACAACCAAACGAUUACAUCAUGUCAGAAAGAGGAUGAGUGUUUAGAUGGACCUGCUUUACCUUCAAGAGGAGAAGAGCAAACCAGAGAUCUUUCGGUGUCCAACAAAGAUCUUGAUGUGUCCAUCACUGUAAAAGCACUCAUUACGAAUAGUCCAAAAUCUUCUUUUGUCCAGAAUGGCGAGCUAGGGAGGGAUGACGAGGAUAAGGGCAGCACUGAUCAAGUAGCAGUUGAUUCAGAUGGCUCAAAAGAUUGUUGCGCUCACAACACAGAGACAGAAAAGAAGCAUUCAUCACAACACAAUGACAGUGUUCAAGAAAAACACGUAUCCGAAGAAGCUACCACCACUCCAACAACCCCAGACUGGGAUGCAUCCGCUGAUGUUUCCCUGGUCACCCCCACUGACUCUGUCCUGUCGCCUACGACGUCCAGCUCUGCAGACUGCCUCACUCCGAGUGACUCCUGGACCGGAGGGGGAGGCGGUGGAUGGCGGGCUCUGGGAAAUGAAACGCCGCACCGCGACUCGGCUUAUUUCUCAGACAGUGACUGGGAAGGGGAUGGCAUGAGCAGGAGAAACACAGACGGACUAAUCGGGUCCAGGGCGAGCAGCGGACGAGGUGGGGAGAGGGGAAUGCUGACUGGGAUUGAGGAAAAAACUGAAACUGAAGAAGAGGGUGAGGUGGAACACAAGCGCCAUUUUGGAAACCGCAUACAGACAUCUGAAAAAAUGACAUCAUUUGAAAAUACGCCUGAUGCCAUACAUAUUCCGAGCAAAAGCUUCAAGUCAGGGAAGCGGGACGAUUCUGGCAUUUUUCUGAAUGGUCAAAAAUCCUCCCAACAGUUUGUUGGUCCACAGACCAAAGACUGUGUUGACUUUAUUGAUACACUGUUUACGAAACUCGAGGAUGAGCCUCUAAAGAGCCUGCCACACACCGAUGGAUAUGCAAAAGACCGCCACUAUGCAGAUGACAUCAUUUCUCAUGUAACAGACUGCAAAUACCUGGACUUUGCAGAGAAAGACAUGAAACUAUCUACCAGGAGCAUUAGUGUGACGGAUGCUGCGUCCGAAAGGCCCAACAGCAAGGAAUAUAUGCAAAUGGAAAACCACUCUUCUCUAAAUAACAUUGUAGAAUCUCCCGGCAACAACACAGAGUCUAAAUCAUCUGAACUGUGGGGCGGUCCAACCAUCAAUGAAACCCCGACAUUAGUAGAUUCAAGUGUAGGGAAGUCCGUAGAUGAUCAAUUGAGUUUACAGUUUGCCUCCUGGAAAGAGGAAGCUGCUGAGAGAAGUAACAAGGUGCCUGAGCUGGAGCUGCACGACACAAGCCACAAUCAGCUGGGCCUAAGACACCUGCACUGCUCAGACGGAAUUGAGGCAGCAGAGAAGCAGUUGGCUGCUACAGAGCUGAGUAACGCCAUGGAGGAGGGGUCACCCCUAAGGGAAUCCUUGAGUAGCGAUGACAAUGUCGGCAAUGAGAGUAGGGUGGAGGUGAAAGAACACAAAAGGACUUGUUGGCUUGACUGCCAGCGUCAUUCACAAUCAAGUGACUUGCACUUGUGGCCCGACGAAAACGACCAGUGGGCCUCUCCGGAAAAGAGGUGCCAGGCUAAUGAAGCAAAGUCCGAACUGUCGUCUGGGUUUCAGAAUCAAGUUUGGGAAGAGGGAGAGCAUCUCGACACGGGUCGGGAGAUUUCGGAGGCUGAAGAAAAUGAUGAAUAUGCAGGAAGUGAAUCCCACCCUGCUCUGCUGGAGAGCCAUGAGGAAACAUGGAAGAAUGAAAAGCAGCGAAGUCUGUCAGUGAAGGAAAACACUCAGCCGCAUGAGGUAAACAUACAGCAGGUGGAGAAUCUUGAAAACCUUCUUGAAAGUGACGGAGUUGAUGCAAAAAUAAAAAUACCAGCGAUUGAAGUGGAGAAUAUCGAAAUCCCAGAUCCAGAGAAUUUUGAGAAAGGCAAGAAGCACAGUUGGUCAUGCGUGACAGGGUCAGAAGAAAAUCAAAAUUUUAACAUCUGGCCUCAGAAGGAAGACCUACCACCACCAGCAGAAACAGACUCUGUUUUAGUUGACUGCUUCCCUCACAUUUUAGAGAGUAAACAUGCCAAAAUUGCCAUUUGCAUUACUGAAGCCUUUGAGACUUCCUUAGACCAGGAAAACCUUGAUUCUUACUUACAUACUGAGGCUGAAGUGAGUCCAUGCAGUGCAGAGCGGUACACGGAAGAAAGCGUGAGCAUCGAGAAGGAAGAAGAGGAUUCACCAGUGGACAACUCCAGCUCCGUGGACUUCCCCAGUCCUCCUCCAAGCAUAGACCUUGAUGUGCAGGAUGACAAACUGGAGAGUUUAGAUGACUCUUUUCCCAGUCCACCACCAUCUGUUUCCGAGGCUGAGGAGUUUGGUAGCACUGGUUUGGAAGACUGUAGCGCCGAAGCAGACAUAACACCUCAGACUCCAUGCAUCCCCUCUGUACAUGUAACACUCGACAGUGAGAGCAACUUCACCUCUGAAACAGGAAGUCUUGACAUUACCAACCAAACACGAGCUCCUGUCAAUAGCUUGCCAGAAUUACUCAUUUCUGAGUGGAAGGAUAUGGAUGAGGAGGCCUUGGAGGAUUUUGAAAAAUUGGAACAACUGUGUCAUAUAUCUGGUGAUGAGGAGGAAGCCCUGGGCGACAUUUUCCUGGAGAACCUCGAGCUUUUGGAGUCCCUGAAGAAAACGCCUGAUCAAAAAGACAGCAACUCUGGAGAGACGAUAAGUGACUUGUCCAAGGGGACAAGGGCAGAUUUGGAAGAUCAAGGAACCCCUUCUUCAGACAUAGUAGAAGAGGACGGGAAUGAUGUGCCGAGCUCACCCGGACAAAUGCCAGAUCCUAAGGAUCAGGGUUCUCUUUCCAAGAUGACCACCAAGAACGGCCUCAAGAUGCAGGUGUGCGAGGAACGGCUGCAGUUCUCCCUGAGUGAAAAUGUGAAAACAAACGUGCUUUGGGGGAUGACCGUUAAGGACACUGUUACACUGCGACCCUGGGGGGAGCAGGCGAUGGAGGACUGCAGCGAGACGGUUGCUGAGGAAGAUCUAAAUGAGGAUGAAAGCCAAACAGUGCAGGAAAGCGUGUCCUGCAUUCAGUCCGACACAGAGUGUGAGGAAGCUAAACCGGAGCCGCUCACUGUGCUUGAACAACCAGAGGUGACAAUGCUGCAGUCGACUGCAAACCAGGCAAUCAAAGCGAAAGUAGCUCGUCUGUCUCUCGCUCUCCCACCACUCGCCCUGGCUCUCCCUGUCGGCUCCGCCGGCAAAGACGGCGCCAUCGGGAGCCGGAUCGGAAGACGAAGAGGUUUGCUCCCAGGAAGUGAUCCCGAGGACGAAGAAGAAGAUGAGGCGGAGGACGAAAGUUCCCGAAGGGUUAUUGUUGUCACGGAGACGGACGUGGACAAACGCGUGGGCCUGAGGAGCCUCCUCAAGUCACCCAAGGAGCCGCUGGACCGAGGGAGGGACAGAGGGAGAAAUGUGUCCUUUUUUGAUGAUGUCACCAUUUAUCUGUUUGAUCAGGAAACUCCAACCAAUGAAUUGAGCACUUCAACGCCCAUGAGUCCGGCUGCAGUGUCUGUCAAAAACACCAAGUUGGAUUUUCAUGGGCCCAAAAGCAAAGAUUCAAAACGCAAAGAGGAUUCCUCGGUCAAAGCGAGAGCACCUGGAGGUGGGACCAAUUUGGUGACAUCAUCGCGCUUUACCGUCAGCCCUGCCAAGGACCCCCACAUGGUGUGAAACUUUCGAGAUGAACCCUCUGAGACUUUGAAUGAACCCCACAAACAACCAGCUGUUCACCCAGAGGCUAUUUUUCUAUUGGACAAUGAAAGAGGAAGAAAAAAAUCUGGACAUGAUCCAGGUUUGACCAGCUACACUGUUUACAGAGUUUAUUCAAGCAUCUUUGAGGAAAACCAGGAGGAACGUGUACAUUGUUUGGACUAGCUAUGCAGUGGGAGUCUUGCUGUGUACCAGCUUUCUCCUUUCUGCUUCAAUCUCUUGUAUUGCUCCCCAAAUGUGUGGGGAAGGCUACUUUUGUUGCUGUUUAUUUUGAAAUCAUAUUUAGGCCUCUCCUUAUAGAUGCGUUUUCAUGGCAGUUGGUGGUUCUUGUCACACGACGUCAACAUUUGUACAAAUCGCCAUCGUACAAGUGACUGCAACAGCAUUGUAGCGCUCUUUACUUUCAGAUUCUCAGGGAUUUGAAUCAAUCGCAACUCGACUGUUCGGGUUGUCUAAGAAGACGUUUCAGCUGUCACCCGAGCAGGCUUCAUUAGUUCAUGCUCAAAGAUUAGAUAGGACAGCUGAGGGGACGGUACAUACACGAUCUAAAGUUUUUAUCCUCUAAGGUAGAGACACGUUAAGGUAGAGGAUAAAAACUCUACCUUCCUCACCAUCCUUUCAGACUAGAGCUGUCCUUUCCAGUCUUUGAGCAUGAACUGAUGAAGCUGAUGAACCGUUUUCAAGAAAGACAACCUGAACAGUCCAGCUGUGAUCGAUUCAAUGCCUCGAGAACACAACGACCUGGAUGAAUGAGAAUAUUCACAGGCACUUUUACUUUUAGAUGCAUUCCUCUUAGACUGCAUGGAAAAUGAAACAACCCAUUUCUUUGUACUUUUUUACGGUAGGCGACGGGGGCAAACAUGCAGCAACGCCCAAACGCUCUGAACACAGAAGUGAUCCAAGACCAAAAACACCAUCAAACUCAUGACUUGAGGAAUACCCGUCUUUAAAGACCUGAGCCCAGAAGAAAGUUGUCAGAAUUAAAGGAACCAUCAAUUUUCUUCCGCUUAUCCGGGUCCAGGUCGGGGGGGCAGCAGUCUCAGUGGGGAAGUCCAGACUUCCCGGUCUCUAGCCAACUCUUCCAGCUCUACCGGGAGGACACCAAGGCAUUCCCAGGCCAGCUGUGAGACAUAAUCCCUCCAGCGUGUCCUAGUUCUGCUCUGGGACCUUCUCCCAGCUGGGCAUGCCCAGAACACCUCACCAGGGAGGCGUCUGGGAGGCAUCCAGACUAGAUGCCCGAGCCACCUCAACUGGCUUCUCUCCAUGUGACGGAGCAGCGGCUCUACCCUGAGCCCCUCCCGGAUGACUGAGCUCCUCACCCUAUCUCUUAGGUUGAGUCCAGCUACCCUACGGAGGAAACCGAUUUCAGCCACUUGUAUGCGUGGUCUUUCGGCCACAACCCAAAGCUCAUGACUAUAGGUGAGGGUGGGAACAUCGACCGGUAAAUUGAAAGCUUUGCCUUCCGGCUCAGCUCUCUCUUCACCACGACGGUCCGGUACAGCGACUGCAUUACAGCAGACGCUGCGCCAAUCCGCCUGUCGACCUCACACUCCAACCUUCCCUUACUCGUGAACAAGACCCCGAGAUGCUUGAUACGUGGGGCCCGGCCGGGCCCAUCCCGAAGAAGCCACACAGGAUCUCCCCCCCCCGUAGACCCACCACCUGCGGGGGCAAGCAUGAUGGUCUGUUGCUAUGUGUUUUGGGUGGCAGUCAUGGGCGAGCGCCUGGGUGACCUGGUCUUUGGCAGCCAAAUCUGGUUCGUGGCAGGUUACUUUUAAUUAAAGCUACAUUUUUCUUUAUUCCUGUGUUAAAUAAACACUUGGCUGUAACAUUUUACAGUAUUAUAGAGCAAGCAAUUUUUAUGGCUAAGAUAAAGAAAGAUCAAGAAAAAUGUACCUCUUCUUUCAACCAUGCCAAGACGGAUAUCCCUCAGGUCCAGCCUGACAAACUUCCGUUUUGUUCCGUGAACUUGCAGCAAUUCCCCUCAUGCAGUUGUUUUGGAGGUUUGUGUGUGUUUUUGGCAUUUGCAGCAUUUUUUUAUUUUUUUUUUGCAUUUGGUUGAAUCUGCAGUGUUUACGUGAUUGCAGCAUUGUUCUUAUGCGUUUUAUGUGUUUUUGGAUCAUGUCUGUGCUUUUUAGUUCUUAAACGCUGUCUCUGUCAGACAUUAUUUUCAUAUUUAUGCAUUUCUUUACGUAUUUAUUUAAUGCAAUUAGCAUAUAUUUAGUUAUAUUUUUUGGACAGAAUGCAUCUAGUUAUACCUUCUGUAAGAUCUUCAUGACAAAUAAAGCAAAAUAUUUUCCCAGAUGUCUUAAUUGCUCAAAAAAUAGUAUUUUGUAUAAUUUUACCUGUCAAUAUAUGCCAGUCUGUAUGAAAGUUUGUCUUGUAAGGUUUCUUUUCUUUUUUUUUUUGGUAUGUAUUAUGUUAGCUGUGUUGUCAUUCUUUUCAAGGCGGUCAGUGUAACUUAGCAUGGAACUUUGAAAACAGCUUCUCAAGAGUAAACAACCUAUUUAUUUUGGUGUAUCUAUUAGUUUAUUGGUUUAUUUUCUACAAAUAACAAAAUUCAUCAUGCAGUCAAGGUCCAAAUAGUCAAGUUUGUUUAGUCUGUUUAAGUGUUAACGGGUUAAAAACCUGUAUUGUUUUAAGGAUUGUUUUCAAAGGAUAAUGUAAAAACGAGGGGUAAGAAAUAAAAACUACAAAAUGUGAAUUUC